Messenger RNA from Venturia canescens, 5897 nucleotides. RefSeq lists its product as uncharacterized. The record is from RefSeq and is a predicted model, not a curated record. The transcript has 5 exons. Gene Ontology annotation, molecular function: DNA binding; nucleotide binding; DNA-directed DNA polymerase activity. Gene Ontology annotation, biological process: DNA replication. Lineage: Eukaryota; Metazoa; Arthropoda; Insecta; Hymenoptera; Ichneumonidae. Bases 1604 to 5812 code for a protein of 1402 amino acids.
CCAGCGCUCUCGCGACGCCGUCGUGCAGCGUCAUCAGAAUUGCACGUGCAUCGGCCGAGCGCUCCAGAGCUGUAACGAGGAUAGAGCACAGCCUCUCGCCCACACCUGGAGACAUGAUACAUUUUCUCGCUCACUCUCUCUCUUGUGAAGCGCACGAACGCGAGAGCAGCAGCAACAGCAUAUGCCCUCUCGCUCACACUCGCGACACCGUGCAUUCUCUCACUCGCUCUUUCGCUAGAUGUAGAGGCACAGUGCUUCAAAGCUGCAGCAGUGAUGCCAUAUACCGUCUCGCUCGCUCUCAUCACACUGAUCCUUUAGCGAGCAAACCUCUCUCUUUCGCUCUCCCGUGAGCCGCGAUGCUUUAUACAGAGAUGUCAAAACGACGCAUACGGCUGCAGCCUCUUGAUACCUCUAAACAAACCCCACCGAUAUAUAUUCUUUAUUAUAUGCUAUUUUUGCGGAUUCAACCGAUUCACUUAUGAAGGGCGUAUCUCCGGGGGCUAAAGACACAGCUCGGUCUUCGGGAGAAGAUGCUAUACAGGAGAUGGAGCAAUAUGCUCGAAAAUAUGCUUGCACAGGCAUAAACAAAGCUGUCUCACUCGUGCGCGUGCUUUUUCACGCAAACACCGGGGACCAUGCAGAGUACUGUAAAACUUCAGCGACUGCUCCUUUGCCGUCUUGAAAAAAAAAAUAUCGCUAGCAUUUUAAUUAUGAUUCACACCUAUCUUCUCGCUCGAGAUAUGUCAGUAGCGAUUCAACCGUCAUAUAGAGCGGUAUUUAACGAUUACCCCUUACAAUGUCGGAUGAAUCAGUGCGUUCUUGUAUUUUGGGUCUUUUACGCCUAACAAAACCGCAUAGCGCUCAGCUGAGACGUCGGUGUAAUGAUCUAUGGUGUUACGAGCUGCUGCGUUUAUCGGGUGAUUGACUCGUGAACAGACUUAAAUACGUGAUCUGGUGGGCCCCUUUACGAGCUCUAGUGGUGGCCUAUAACAGAGGCAUAUUAAGUGGUCAACGAGUGUUGGGUGUUGUGUAUGAGGAGUUACAGCGCCGCGGUGUUUUAGAAGCUCCCCGCGUAAGAGGCCUUGUCGAUGAAAUCAGAUGUAAGUACCAUUAGCUCGAUAAAUCACUGUUGUUGACGGUUAGCAAUACAGCAGUUAUUUUUACCAUAGGCUAUCGGCAGUUUUACGAUGCGGGGAGUGACGAAGAAGAGGCUCUCGCUGAGGCGACGAGAGCUGCGGAGGAAACGGAUCUAGAGCGUCAAGCCGUCCUCUACCAACCGCUGCAUGAGGAGGGGGUAGGGGAAGAGCCUAGAGCGAGCACCUCGGCAGCCCCGGCCGAGCCGAUACCGCAGGGUUUCACCAUAGGCCAUCGGCAGUUUUACGACGCGGUGAGCGACGAAGAAGAAGAAGAGGCUCUCGCUGAGGCGACGAGAGCUGCGGAGGAAGCAGAUCUAGAGCAUCAAACCGCCCUCUACCAACCGCAGCAUGAGGAGAGGGCUGAGGAAGAGCCCAGGGCGAGCACCUCGGCAGCAUCGGCCGAACCGAUACCGCUGCAGCCCGAGUCUGAUGACGACGAGGCGUCGACUAUUCUAAACCCCUCCUUGAUGUUUAGCGAUCGGUCUGAUAUACUGGCUGUGUACCGGCAAGCCAGAGCAAACGAUGACGACGGAGCGAUAGCGGGUCCAUCGUAUCACCACCAUCGUCAGCAGGAAGAUGACCUCGUACAGCCCGAGAAUCAGCUGGGGGUGUAUCCGAUGGAUGCUCGACAGGAGGAGGAGGAGGAGGAGGAGGAGGAGGAGGGGGAGCGUCUAAACGAGGAGCGAUUAGAAGCUAGACGCUUCGGCCUAUGGUUUCAAGAGCUGAUGGAGUGUGAUUCAGAUAUACAAACGGGCGGGGGAAGAACGCGCAAUACACAGGGGAACGAGGCUUUCGGGGAUGUGCAACCCCCGGGAGGGCGGAUCAUCAUCACGCACGAUACAGCCCGUUAUUUCAAACGUUUUCAACUACGUGGUCGGGAGAUAACAUUGCGUAUCCGCCAGCCUCACGCUGGCGCAAACGUGACAACAUGGCUUGAAGGAGCAUUCCGCGAUCUUCUGACGCAUCUCACGAGUCACUGUGAGGAUGGUGACUACGCGGGGAUCUCGUUCUCCGCGAGCUGCUUAGCGCACGGCCCCGUCUGGCUUUCAUUCCGCCCUGUCCGCGCCUAUACAUUUGUAGAUAUUUGGCAAUUAAUAACAAACAUAGCUCAAAGUGCAGCGUCUCUGGAUAUUAAUGAUUCUUUCCAUAUAAAAGUAUGUAUCGUUAAAGGUUUGGAGGGUAGGGGGCGAAAAGGUUUGACACACGAGGGCGUUGCUAAAAAAUCAAUUUUAACGAUUCGAAAUACCGACAAUCUGUGUCUACCGCGCUCGUUAGUAACAGCACGCGCGUACGCGGAAAGGGGUGAGAUACGCUCGGGGGCUCUGCAUUCUAGAUGGCAGCGUAUACGACAGAUUAACGGGUCGCUUCAAAAAGAGGCGGCGCUUGAGCUCACGAGAAGCGCAAAUGUUGUUAUACAGCCCGCUGGCUGCGGUAUGCGCGAAAUUGCUAUAUACCAGAAUUAUUUGGCUCGCGAGGGGUUAGCUAUCGUGGUUUUCGAGUUUUUGACUUUGGGGCGACGCGAAAGACCGGUGUUUGACGGUACACAGACGGUUAUGGAUACAGUAGGCUCAGUCCGGCACACGUUAUACAUUCUGUAUUAUGAGCGGUCGCAUCAUUUCCAGCCUAUCUUGAAUCUGCGUGGUGCUGUAGGCAGCUUAAACUUCUGCGCAAUCUGUAACGUCCGUUCUCGUCGGGAUCAUAGAUGUUUAAAAAAGAAAUGCCCUCGCUGCCUUCAAGCACCGCCCUGCGCUCUGGGAGCAGCUGCCGCGAUCAGAUGCGAGACAUGUAACCGCGAUUUUUUUGGGGAGCAAUGUUUAGAAAAUCACAGGGCUGUUACCAUCCGUCGUAAACACAGGGUAAACACUGUUUGCGAGUCUCUUCAGCGGUGCCGUAACUGCUUUCGCGCGAUAAGACCUUUAGAGAAAAAGACGCAUGUGUGCGGGGAGGGUUUCUGUAAAACGUGUAAAUCGCGGCACCCCUAUAAUCGCCUGUGCUAUAUGAGGCCUAUUCGCGUCGAUGAGAGGCCAAUAGAGAACAUAUUCAUAUUCUAUGAUUUUGAAACGCAGCAGUGUACCCCUCUAAAAGGUGAUCCUACAACGCGCGUUCACGAACCGAAUCUUUGCGUAACUCAACGUGUCUGCACCAAGUGCUGCGAUAAUGCUUCUAUAGACGAGCCGUGCGAGCAUUGCGGGGAUCACGAGUUUAUAUUUAGGACGAACCCUGUGUGUCAACUUGUGGAGUUAGCCAUACAGAGUAUGCCGAACUUCUCUCACGUAUUUUUAAUAGCCCAUAACGCCGGUGGUUUCGACGCCCAGUUUAUCCUGCGCUACCUCAUCGAGGAGAAAAAAACGCAGCUCCCUUCUUUAAUAAUGAACGGCACUAAAAUCAUCACAAUGCGCAUUGGCAAACUCGUGUUUCUCGACAGCUUGAACUACUUUCACAUGCCUCUGAGUGCACUGCCUAAAUCUUUCGGUCUAAAAACUGCUCUCGCCAAAGGAUCUUUUCCGCAUCUGUUCAAUAGGCCCGAGAAUCAAAAUUAUAUUGGGCCGAUGCCGCCUGCGGCCGAUUACUCUCCCGACACUAUGCGCCCGGAGGAACGCGAGCGUUUUUUUGCAUGGUAUAACGAGUUAAAGAAUGCCUCUUAUGUAUUUAACUUUUCAAACGAGCUCAUAACCUAUUGUAAAAACGACGUUACGAUAUUGAGACAGGCCUGUGUGGUUUUCCGGAAAAUGUUCAAGGACAGCGGACGCGUUUGCCCGUUUAGCGAAAACACAACAAUCGCGUCCGCCUGCUUUCAAAUCUUUCGAAAAAAUUUUUUAAAACCUAACACGAUCGGUAUUAUACCUACGGGCGGUUACAGAUGGGCUCACAAUCAGUCAAAAAAAGCGGUCUCUUGGCUCGUGUGGAUGGAGCAUUCUUUAAAUCGUCGUAUCAUUCACGCAGGACGCUCGCGCGAGUUUAAAUUGCCUCAAAAUUUAUUAGUAGACGGUUACUACGAAACACCUGAUUCAGCCCACGUGUUACAGUUUCACGGUUGCUAUUGGCACGGGUGUUUGAGCUGUUUCACUGUAAACAGAGACCGUGUACAAAGCGAUGGUGAUACACUGAACGAGCGUCUCGAGAGAACAAACGCUAUAUCGCAGAGAAUCCGCUCAAGCGGCUACACGUUAACCGAGAUUUGGGAGUGCGCGUAUGACCGGAUGAUAAAAACAGAUUUAGAGAUGAGCGCUUUUGUGAGUGAUCACCCUCUGGUUCGAGCGGAGCCUCUCAAUCCGCGCGAUGCUUUUUUCGGUGGUCGCACGGAAAACAUGGUCACUCUGUACGACGUGAAAGACGGGGAGCAGAUACGAUAUGUUGACGUUUGCUCUUUGUACCCAUACAUCUGCAAGUACGGCAAAUAUCCGGUGGGUCAUCCAACGGUAUACGUCGGCGACGAGUGCAGGGCGCUGACAGGUCCCGAAAAUAAUAUCAGUCUUUCCCGCGUCGAGGGCCUUGUUAAAUGCACAGUGCUUCCACCGCAAAAUCUUUAUCAUCCGGUGCUGCCGGUGCGAAUGCAUCAGCGCCUGUUAUUCGGGUUAUGUCGUAGCUGCUGCGAAACAAUGAACCAGGACGCGUGUCCUCAUGAAGACCCCGCGGAGCGUGUGUUUAGCGGUACUUGGGUAGUGGAUGAAUUGCGAAAAGCUAUUGCGUGCGGGUAUAAAAUAUUAACCGUGAGCGAGAUUUGGCAGUAUAAGAUAACGCAGUACAACCGCGAUACACAGAAGGGGGGCCUUUUCACCGGGUACAUAAACACUUUUCUUAAAAUCAAACAAGAGGCUAGCGGUUGGCCCGAGGGUUAUGCAGAUGACGAGGCUGCCCAAGAGCGUUAUAUAACUGCUUUUAAGACAGCCGAAGGGGUUCAGCUGGAGCGGGGUGCGGUAGCGAAAAACCCAGGGCAGCGCUCGGUAGCCAAACUUUGUCUUAACUCCUUUUGGGGUAAAUUUGGACAACGCGAAAAUUUACCGCAAACAGAAAUAGUAUCGACACGCGAAAAACUUAUGGAGCUGCUAAAUAGCCCCGAGCACGAGAUCACUGGUAUGCUACCUGUUAACAACCAGGUGCUGUAUGUUAAUUAUAUGAAAACCAGUGAUGCUGUAAUACCGUCUAAUAUAGCAAAUACUGUCAUAGCUGCAUACACCACAGCCCAAGCCCGUUUAAAACUUUACACCUAUCUCGAACCGCUGGGUAAGCGUGCUCUGUACUGCGACACCGAUUCCGUUAUUUAUGUCACGAGAAAAGAGCCUGGAGAGUAUGAACCGCCAACGGGUCAAUUGCUAGGGGAUUUAACCGACGAGCUAAGCUCUUACGGCGAGGGCAGUUACAUUAAGUCUUUCAUCUCAGGCGGCCCUAAAUUUUAUUCUUUCAUAGUUAAUACGCCGAGCGGCGCGGAAAGCGAGGUUUGCAAGGUUAAAGGCAUAACGCUGAAUUACGCAAACAGCUCGCUGAUAAAUUACGAAUCAAUACGGUCAUUUAUAAUAGGUGAGAGAGAAAAUCCUGUUGUACUACAGUUUGAUUCAAUACGUCGUACGCCGUUCCACCAGGUUGUCACACGACCCGAAAAGAAAUCGUGCAUGCCUCUAAGCGUCAAGCGAAGACGUGAUGGCGAAUACGGCUCGCUCCCUUACGGCUACAAGUAACCGUUUAUAAAAACUCUCGCUUUAAACAUUGUUAAGCAGCGUUGUAAAAUAUCUAUGUUAUUACUGUAAAAUAUUUAUACUGUUA